AAUGUUGUGAUGCGAGCAAGCAGCAUGCUGACAGCUACUAUAGAGGGUCCACCAGAGAAACUGUAAGGUGCCAAUUUGGAAGGACUUAAGGAGUCAACACACUGAGGAAAAACCUGCUGUUUGUUUAUAUGCUCAACGCCUCUCGCCUACCGAAGAGUAUUUACACGAGACAUAAAUAUAAUGUAUCUUAAAUCCACUCAAAAUAUGCCAGCUUCAAAAGAAUUACUGCGCUUCUCGACAGCGCUUUGCGCUUAAGGCCAAUUUACUUCGACCUAAGGAAGACGUUAGUAACCGAACAGGACACAUCAUGCCUAUUCGUCGUGGACGCUUUGCACCGCAGAACACGUUUCUGGAAACGAUUGCCCAAAAAUUCGACCGAGGAAGUAAGUAACCAUUUGUACUGAGAACAAUAAUAAUUCUGUUAGUAAUGAGUAAUAGUGUUCGUAACACACCGCUAGCAAGUCGGUAAUGUUAUGGUGCAUAAUGUGUUUUACCGACUGAAAAUUUCUUAACUUGACAUUGCAUCGUAAGUGCUUAUUGCUCAGCUGAUUACAAGUAAUAAUUCUUAGUAUUUCAUGCAUGGCUAUCUUACUUUAAAUUCAGCCGCCUAGCGCACACAACCGACUGCCACGAGUAAUAAAUGCAUUUCUAGUAUUGAACGGUUGGUUGAUAACUAACGUUUAUUGCCCAGUUGGUUAUUUAAGUAAUAAUACACUCAGAAUUUCCCGCAUGGCUCUCCUCAGACAGUAACUUCGUUCUUGGCAGCGCCCAGGAAAAGAACAAUUACCCUAUAGUCUACUGCAGUGAUGGCUUCUGUGAGCUGACUGGUUUUUCCCGGAGCGAAUUGAUGCGCCGGAGUUGUGGCUGCAGUUUCUUAUACGGGCUGGAGACCAAGCAAGACGACAUAGCGAGUAUCCAAAAGGCAUUAAAAACCCAGGUUGAGCUUAAAAAGGAAAUUAUGUUCUACAAAAAAAACGGUAAGAAACAAGGCAUAUUUCUUCGCGCUGAUCACGUUCACUAGAUCUUCAUUAGUAUUCUGGAGGAUUAUUUUUUUUGACGAUCUAAUUUAAUACCUAAUAAUCCGGCUACAUUGAAAUAUAGUCUCUGGAUCAUUACUAACUUUCAAGUUGUAGGUUUCUUCAUUUUACUAUUAUAAUUCCUAGUCCUCUUACAAAUUUACUAUAACUCUGUCUUGCUCUUUGAUGAUGAAAUUCAAACGGCACCUGCACAUUUUUAAGGGAUUUUUAGUUAUUUUUUAUCGGACGCUCCAGUUAAGUUUGGGCAUUCAAGAAGCGUAAUACUACCAAACAAUUACAAAACAAGUCGAAGAAAAUUUACAUAAAAAGUUAUAACCUCUCUUAGUCUUGGGUGAAUAUUUACCCUCGCCAAUUUCGAUCUGGUGAAUAAAAAAAGUUUAAUUUAACUUUGAAUCUCGAAGCUUUUACUCGGUGAUCUUACUUUUUCGCAGUGAUUCGCCCAGUGUGAGUGCGUGUUUAAAAUAUCUAGGAAUAAAUUCACCCAUCGAGAGAAGCAAACGCUUCAUUAACAUAAAAUAUCAGAGGUGACCUCCUGUUUUGAAUUUGUCUGCCCAGAAAAUAAAAUAUAGUCCUUAAAUAUCAAAACAAAAGUUAGUUGCUCUGUAAUUAUCGUUUAACGAAAUGUCUUUCGUUUUUAAGGGAUUAAUUUUCAAGGAGAAAAUAUACGGAACCAUAAUAAAUUUAGUCUUCUAUAAAUUACACUGAUUUUGGCCCCGUUGUUAAUACCUAGUAGCACUUCAUUUCUACUACAAAACAUGUUCACGAGAGCCAUAUACAUCUCUCUCUGCCAGACCGACGAAGAACGCUUAAUAUAAAGACAAUAUGGAAGCCGCAAAUUUUGAGCAAUUUCCCUACCUAAACAAUGAGUUCUAUAGGUAGUUUCAAAGAACAUGUAAGCGAUGUUUUGAAAAGGAAGUGUUGUUUUCGGUAGUGAUGCGGCGUAAAAGCUUUCUCGUCUGACAAGUCGAUGCUAUGCAGUCUGCAUAUUAAAGUCAGAGCUUGGAGAGAAAAUUGUACGAAGAAUACAUCUUAUUAAAACAGAUUACUAAAUAAAUACCCCCCGAAGCUCUGCAGUUCCUUUGAUAUUACUAUUAUUUAUUUCUUUUUAUUUCUUUUUCUUCGUUAAAAAGAGCAAAUAGGAUGUAAAAUCGACCUACUUGCACAUAUCAACUACAGCACUAGAAAUUAGCGCCUUUAGCUAUGAUAUAUCAACUUCCAACUCAAAACCCUUAACGCAGUUUAAUAGUGAAUAUAGUAUGUCCGGUGAAUACUACGACGUCAUAACCACGAACAAGUAAAGUGCGCUAAAAGAAAUCUUUAAAAUGUAGGUGUUAUUCUUAAAAAGACAAUGAGAAACGUUUUCUGUGCGUGAUAUAUACUUUUUUACAUUACACUCAGGAAAAGCUUGGUGAUACGGGACGAAAAAACCAAGGCUAUAAAUAUCAUAUCAAAACAAUGUCUUAUAUUGACGGGUUAUUUGGUUUUUGAAGCCCUGGGUCAAUAUUCAAAUCGGGCAAAACGAAUGAGAAAUGUUUAGCCUCUUAAACGGAGUAAUUUUUUGUUACAAAUCGAUGAAUAAUGUCGGAUAUUAGAUGUACGCUUUUCCGAUGAUCUCUCAGUAGAAGAUUUGCGAAGAUAUUCGCAUACGUACACUGCAGCGCUCUCUAUCUCAUUUAUAGACGCUAUAAAACUCAAGCUAAAUGGACAUUUAGACGCCACUGACACGAGCCUAUUUUACCUUAAUUUACAAACAUCUAAAUCGAACUAAAUUCACUAUGGGUUUUUCUUAUUAGAAAAGAAAUUUUUUGUUCAAGUAACAAGCUGUAAACGUGAAAGCAUGGUUCAUCGAAAACCUAAAUGUUUGCCGAGUAUUUAGCGCAUUGACAUAUUGUACAAAAAUCUCGUAUUAUCGGCCAUCACAGAAGCCAAUUUGUUCAAUUUUUCAUCGUUCAGUGACUACCAAUGAGCUACUCUAGCGAGUAUCCAUAGAAAAUAUAUCUAAUUCGGGGAAAUCAGCAUUAAUUCUACUGUGGUAUUUUUGCAUUUUAAGGGAAUUUAUUCAUAAUUAUUUGUUCUGAACUGGUUUCCCAACUUGGUCGUCUAACGAAAACAAAAACGGGAAUUUAUUGGUCAAUAAAUGGCAUGUACGCCCCAUCAAAUAUCGUCAAAAGCUCUGGAGCAAAACAUGGCACAGUUUCAGAAGCAGUACAAAAAAUGAAACAAAAAAAUAGAUUAAAAAGAACCGCGACUGGUCCAGUAAAACAUAACUGAGAUAACGCUAUGGGUAUUUAAUGCACGCCAAAGCUUGUCUACUUUUAUGUUAAGAAUAGAAUAACACUCUGACGUGCCUAGUCCGGGAUUUUUUUAAAGGAGUAUUUCAAUUAUCUGUAAAGGACGGACAGAGUAAUUUACGUUAUAAGUUCGUUUGUUUCAGCAGCCACUAGCUUGACAAACACUGAUAUAAAAUUGGCGCCUUGGGUCAACAUAAGCAAUAAUGCAGAUACGCCUUCUGUAAGCUUAGCUUUAACAAAAAAGCCGACAGACUUAUCAAAAGUGACACUACAUCACUAAGAGACAAGAAGGCUUUCGAAAAUGAAGGCGCGUACGUCAAUUUGGUUUCCUUAAUGUUCCUUGAAAAAAUUUUAAUUAAUUUAAAUCAAUUUUUCCCGGAGGUUUUUUUUUUUUGAAUGAAGCGUUAAACCUGACGAUUGUGCGAAAAGUGCAUUAUUUAAAGAAAAGAGAGCCACUUUGCUUAGAGCCAUACAAAUUCUUUAGCGCGCAAGUAAAAAGUUAAGCAAAAUUUGUACGGUGGCAGUUAAAAUGGACUAAUAACUACAACUCAUUUAGUCAAAAAUUUCUUAUUUGUACAAAUAUUCUAACAAUAAGUAGUGAAACAUAUUGAAACUUGCACACUAAAAGACAGUUAUACUUUCAUCUUUUUCGUUUCCCAGAAACAAUAAAAUGAUUCGACGCAAAAUCUUGGCCGAGAUAGCUGAACUACACAUCUACAAUUUGAAGAACAAGUUUUUACAACACUUGAAGCUUCGUAUCUAUGGCUUGCACAAACAAGUGUAGAGGCGAAAUUAAUUCCAUUCUUUUGUCUUAAAACACCAGUAUAAUCGCGGCUCAUGACUCUCUUUCAGUGUUCGUUUUUAUGUGCCGCACUUAUUUUAUUGCAGCCACUUAAGACGUUUCUUUCAAAAGUGAUAAAUAAUGACACAGAAUGCGCCAUUACAUUUUGAACUAAUCAACUAGAAAAGUUCUUAAAAACAUAUGGAGUUGAAUAAGAUUAUAUUUUUGCAUGCAGUUUUGCCUGCUUUUCAACAACCACGGAGGAAAAUUGUUUGUAUAUCGGAAAUGCACCUUUCGCGAGAGCUCAAGCCUGCUAAUUUGCACCCGGGCGAAAAUUGUUGCUAGUCGCAAUCGAGGUUUUAAAGUUUAAUUGUGUGCACGCGCCCGGCGGCGGAAAUUUUUUUUCCAUUCGUGUUAAUAUAAACAUGUUUAUUCAGAACGAAGUAAUUCGGAGCGAUCUGCGAAAAGAGAUGAAAAGAUGUUCUUUGAUAUAAUGAGAGUGGAUGUCUCUGAUUCCAAUUCUAACCUCGUGGGAGACAAUUUAAACUAAGUGAUUGUCAGUCCAUAUAUUAUUGAUAUAACACGUUAUUUCAUGCAUUGCGAAAUGUUCUUUUUAUCCCCGAUCGUUUGCAUUUUGCAUUUCUUAAAAGGAUAAAAAUUAGGAAAACUGUUAUUUUGAAUUAAGAGCCCUUCAGGGUUUAGUGGCCUGUUGCAUAUGAUAUGAAACAGUCAAUUUUCGUGGGAGGUUAAGUGUUGGUCUCUCUCAAAGGAGAGAACCAGGCAAGGAAGUUACUAAUUUCUCCCUUGUGAGAAACAGUUAUUUUCCUUCAUCUUUGCUCUGUGAUAACCUUUAUACACAAAACAGAAGUGUGAAUCCUUUUAGCAGUUGUUUUAUGAGAUGCGGAAAUUAGUUAAGACUAAUCUCAGUUACAAUCAAGCUUCCCAUCUACCAAGCUAAGCAAGAUGCUUUAAUAUGCAUUACUCCUUUACAUAUUCGAGAUCUGUUUGCACUGUGAUUGUGAUACUGAAAAUAUCUAGAUAAUUCACCGCUCUCCAGGAGAACUUUUACAUCGUUCGAUUGUUCAUCCUAGAAUUCGAGCCAUAAUUUUCAACUUUUUCUUUUCUAAUCCGUUUCAUUAACCUCUUUUGUGUUAGAUUUCUUUUUUGUGUUGUUUUCCUAGUCCUAGUCUCAUAUUUUCAGCUGUUCUUCCAGAAUAUUUAAUGUGUUGGUUAGAUAUAUAGGACACCCUUCUUUUAAAAAUGGCAAGAUAAUUUUUUCCCCUCUUUUUGAGUAAAAGGUGGAGACUGGCCUAAAGUAUUAUUGUCUCUAGAAGACGCACGAAUUAAAACCCUCCUCCAUUUCUAUCUUGCAGUUUCAAUUACAAGAAAAUUACCGGCACUGCUGCUCAUGUAUGACUGUGCACUAUAUAAUAUAUAUUAAAAUGACACAAACCCAAACAUCCUUAGGUAACAACUAGCAGCGCACCUAUGAUAAUGUAUGUAUCAGGUCAUUGCAUGCGCACAUACGCCAGUUGUAGCUUUUUUCAGCUGUUUAUUGAAACAACUUUCUUUCACCAGAUACACGUAAAUGAUAGAACAAAUAUUAACAUUUUUUUAUUCGUAAAAAAGGAAGAAGCAAAAUUAGACUCAAGUUCGGUUAUAUAUGAUGCAUUCCGUUUCAUCGAGUAUCACCAGUUAUGUCCGAAGGUUAAUUUUCUCGCUAUUUAAACUCGAGAUAGAGAAAUACGUUACGUUGUCAGGACCGCGGCUCAAGGAUCAAAGUCUUAAUGUCUUAAGUCUUUAAUAAAACCACUUACUUUUUAUAGUUAGUUCCAUUUAAAAGUUGAAAGCUUUAAAUGUUACAUAACAUUCAUCGUAACUACACUGUGAUGAAAAGAUACAACUAAACCAUUUUUAAACAAAAAACCCUACCUACAAUAUCAUGAACCAAUGAAAUUAAAGCAAACAAUGCUCUUGGUAAUCUUAAUUCGUUUUCAUGCAAAACAGGUCGAUUAUUUUUGCAAUAAAAGUGUAGAUCUUUGAUCGAUUUGUCUCAUCAUCUUUAGCAACCUUCUGCAGUUACUUUCUCAAAAUCAGUUAAGUUUGUAGUAAGUCAAUGUCUAGCAAAAGGUUACUCUAACUUGAGUAUUUACACAUAAAACGCCACUCCCCCCCCCCCCCCCACCACCCCCCCCCUUUCCCAAAGGAAGGUUUUUAAAAAAAAACCCAAUUAUUUUUAAAUCUCUGUUUUUUUUUUUUUCCCAUUUACACAUUUUAAAAAAAAAAAAUAUACCACACAGUACAGAUUUUUGUGUAAAAAAAAAGUUUUUUUAAUUCCUUUCUUUCUGAGUUUCAUGUAUUCGUUAGAAUGACUUUACCUUUUUCUUAAUUCUUGAGAAACUUUCAAUACAUAGUCUUGAGGGCAACAUAUAAACGAUGUGUUGUUUGCGCGGUUUCGCCAACAUAACGUUCCUUUUUUUCUCCAAAGCCUAUUAACUCUUUCUUGCAAACUGGUACAAAAUAGGUAAUAAAAAGAUAUUUACUAAUUGGACGCUUGAAAUUAUAAGUUCAAUUUUGCUGUUUUGGUCUUCCUUGCUUCUUCGUGUUGUUUUUUCCUUGCUUCGAUGACGUCAUAGUUAUACUUAUGCCCAGCUAAGUGCAUCUAGCCAGCCACGUAAUUGUAAGAUUACGCUUUUCAGGAAACGAUCAAAUGGUACUAAAAGCUACGAAAACCACCUUGUUGAACGGCAAACGAAGCAGAGGGACAAGAAAAAUAAAGAGAUUAAAUGAUUCAACAAGCUAAUAAGCUUUCUUUUAAAGAGUUUACUGCGUCGUUUGCAGGCCAGCAAGGUGUUUUUGAAUCAUAUGACCGUUUGAGUUGUGCAAAAGGCCCAUUACUUAUAAAAUUCCCAGAAACCUCAAAUAAGUGUACUAAGAAGUUCCUAAGAAAUAAUUUGACUUCAUUUUAAUCAAAGAAAAUAAAAAAAGUGGUUUGAGGCUAUUUGAAACAUUGGCGGCAGAAAUCCCACAUUUGCUCACUCUGGAAGUACAAUGUCAAACACGAGAGGUAGUGUUUCAUCACAUGUCAAACACUGAGGAAAAAGGUUGUAUGUGAAGAGACCAUAUCUCGGGUGAAUUUUCUUGUAAUUUGUUUCUAGGGAACCUCUCAAACAAACUUUUUUCAGAGGAGAAAUUCAGGAAGCGACGCAGAGAGGUUUUCAUCAUAUAUCCUAACAAUGCACGCUGCGUGAUUUCUUUAUUAAUUUGUCUUUUGACAUUUUUUUGAGAAAUUGUAGAUGCCAAGACUAGGAAUGUGUUCGAAUAACUUGAACUACUUGCAAAAUAAGACAUCACGUCUUUACCACAUUCGACGCACGUAUACGAAAUGUAAAAGUAAAAAUGUUCUAGAAGUUAUAAAAUCCUCGAAAUAUAUUUCGAUAUAUAUUUCGAAGUAUAUUGCACGAAAGAGCGAAAUAUAUUUCGAGGAUUUUAAAACGUCUAGAACAUUUUUAAUUUAACAUUUUACUUUUCGUAUACGUGCGUCGAAUGUGGUAAAAACGUGAUGUCUUAUUUUGCAAGUAGUUCAAGUUCUUUUGACAUGAUGUAAACGAAAGACAUUUUCUAAUGCUCGCCUAGUAAGGGAAGGGUUUAAGACUUGAUAAUCGGUUGCAUUAGAAGAUUCAAUUUACCUGAAUAAGGCAGAGGAAAAAAAGAUAAUAAUUAUCGUUUUGUUUUUGCAUAAAAUCCGGCAGAAAUUAAUGUUGUUGUUGAAAUUUCAGAUCGGACUAUAGCAUAAUCUAUUGCUUAUUCAAACACAUGGUUUCAAAAUAUAUAUUUAUUUAGCUAUAGUGAUCCUAUAUCAUCGCAUUGUCGGGUCAUUCCAAUUUUAGUGUUUAUUUAGAUCUUUCAGUGAUAUUUCAAAAUUUUCCAGAAAUGUUUAAAACCAACCAAUUUCUACUUUUUUGAAAGUGAAUAUACAAAAUUUCACAGAUUUAAACUGCCAGAGAAAUGUGUAUAAGCAAUUUUAUAAAACAAAACCUGAAACAAAAAACGACAUUCAAAACCAUGACUUCUGCGAUUCUUCUACAGCCACAGUAAACGAUUUAGUGACUUUAGUAGCUUAUAAUCAGCUAUACCAUACAUGACUAAUUGCUUGUUUGAGCUUUUAAAAACCUUUUGGCUUUUAACGGUCAUUAACUUUUAAAUAACAUUGAGUCUUAAGCACAAUUGUACAACACAUAAAAAGCAAUCAGUUUUCAAAUAGAACUGAAGAUAUUAACCCACAUCACGUUUAUAAAAAAAAAUUCUACGUUUUUCCAAUAACAACAAAAGCUUAAUGAUGUUCACAUACACUUUUAGAAUACUCCCAGCCAGAUAGACGAUAAAAUCCUCUCCACUAAUUCAGUUUGGAACAUUUACAUGUACUAGUUGCUCGUAUUCGGUUACAAAGCUAUACCGAAAAAGGAAAAUCGGAAAAGGCUUACAUGUAAGUAAGUAUCCCAUUAGCAGCUGUCGGCACCUGAUGCUAGUUUAAUUGAAAAAUGAUCGCAGAUUUUAGAAUUUGAAAUUGUUGGUUUAAGUCAAGUGAGGACCACCUUUUUUGACAAAAGGGAUAAUAAUGGACUAAGAAUGAGUUUGAAUGUGAAAAAGCAUUUGCGAUGAAGGUGAUUGAUACCAUUAACCUAUUUUAAACCUAGUUGCUUCAAAGCAUCUUGCAACCAAUAUGCCUAACACUGAAACGAAAAAUAAAUAUGAGCCACAUAAAUCUGCUUUUGUAGAAAAUAAAGCCAAACAUAAGUGACUCUUUUUCUGGUCAGCCCUUAGAACACUUGGAAAACGAUCCAACCAAAAUUUUCUUCUCCGUAAGUAAUUGAGCUUUCGAAAUUCAUAAAUGCUCAGCAUUAUUGAAAAUGGCCCCACAUCAUUAUAUACGAUAGUCAGACAAACUUGGCAAAUUGGAGUCACCAUUAUCAGGGCUGGUCACAAGAAAUACUGCUCGAUAGUUUUCAAUUGAGUGAUUUCACCUAAAGAUUUUAUUCACAGACUGGUUGCUGGCCACCUUGAAAAGCACGAUAAUAAACAGCGUCAUAGAGACGGAGAAAAAAAGUCCUGAUUUUAAUGCUCACACCUAAGGAUUAUGUCCCAAGACUCGAUUACUAACUAGAUGCACCUUUUACAGUGUAAUAAAUAGUACCACUUGACAGAAAUGCUCUGUACCUUUCAACUGAUUAUGACCACGGUAUUAAAAAUCUAUCCCAGGACUCAAGUUAGAGCAUAAUUAACAGAGCCUAGGCACAUCUUCCCUUUUCUAGAAGUCUGAGAGCUAUCUAAUAAUCAGUAGAUCACUGAGCCAGAUGGUCAUUAAUUUAAAAUUGUGCACAUUUACAGAUAAUUUCCAUCAACAGUGGCAACUUUUCAAAGCAUCUGUUUAAACGGACAGCGUAAAAGUAAUGUUUUUUAUGAAAAGUGAGAAGCACAAAAGACAUAGUGAUGAUACCAAUAGCUAGAGGAAGUUAAACUGAAUUGCGUUUUCGUGAAAGGCACUUAAUUGUCCGACUAUUUCAUCAUCACCAAAGUUGCGCCAAAAUGUCUCUCAUUUAUUUUGAAGUUUUAUAUGCUACGUCAUUGAAAAAUAGAUUAAUUUUUGUAAUAUUACCAAGAAGGUUCUCGUACGGUGACAUAUAAAGUGUACGCAGAUGACCAGAAGGGAAUAAUAUCAGAGGACAUUCUAAUCUGUGCUGACGUCGUCAUUAAUUGCUCCUGUAGAGUUAUUAAGAAGAUAUCAAGCAAAUUUCGUCAAGGAGCGAUCCAAAAUAAGUUUUUGUCGCUGAUUUUUGCAGACAUGAUCAGAAACUUCUAAGAAGUUGGCUCAAUUUUUUCAAUUCAGUUCAAUCCAUGUCUAUCCAAUAGUAAUGCAUAAUUGUUACAAUGACAUAAUAGAAUUCAGAGUACGUAUAGAAGACUUGCACUAGAACUUAUAGCUUUAUCUCUGAUUAAAGAGUCCUUCCAACUCUCUUCUCUCGUUAUCAAACUCCUGAACGUAUUAAAAAGACAAAGGUACUAACUAAACUGUGCUUUAGCCAACGUUGAACGUUAGCAAAACUGCCUUUGCACGCAAAUACACUGAAAAUGCAAAUCUGCGACAGACGGGCGCAAUGCACCUGCAGAUCGUGCACAAAUGAUAAUGCAGAAGUGAUAUUUACACGAUAUUUGCACUACCCAAACAGCAAUUUGAGAAUAUUAUGGUAUUUUUCGAAGAAGCGCUAUUAUUUUAGGAAUACAACUGAUGCGAUAACACGUUUUAGCUUUUCUUUUAAACUGAAAAAGAUAGCAAAUAAAUAGCGUGUUAUAGCCCCAGUUUAACAAGGCAAGGGGACUAAAAGCUCAGACUAAUCGUUUUUUCUAAAUUAAUCCCGAAGGUAUCUUACAAAUGUAGCCCCACAGGUAAAUAGAUUCAUUAUUUUGAUCUCCGGGGCGGGGAAUUAGUCAUAUGUCCGAGAGUAAUACAACUUCCAGAAAAAGAAAUCUUUACUGUGCAAUCAUCUUAUCGCAUCUUAGAAACAAUAGAGCUAUGGGAGCUCAUUAAAACAUAGUAAAUGGUACGCGUUAACCCUAAAGCAAUGUUUCCUAUUUUCAAAUAAACAAGUAAUGCACCAUAAAACACAGCUUAACAGCCACCUCAAGCAACAAACUACAUCUUACAACAUCAGUUUGGGUUUUUAAUAACCCAAUAAGUAGAAGCUUUACGUAUUCUUCAAAUGAAAAACUCCCGUAGUUUUGAUUAAUAUCAGCGGAAAAGCCUGUGGGCGUUCUUAUUGUAUAACAACUCGGAUUACGUAAUCCGGGAAAUGUUUGCUUGUGGAAAUUUGGAAUCGUGGGUUUUAAAACCCGGACUUCAGUUCAAGGAAUCCGGAAUCCCUAUAAAGAUUUCAAUCCGGGACUCACUUGAAGUUGAAGUUCCAAUACCUGGAAUCCGGAAUCCACCGCGUGGAAUCUGGAAGUCAAGACUGUAUUUGAUUAAGGCGGAAUCUAGCAGGAAACUAGGUAAAUUUAAUUUUCAGGGGACAAAAACCUUGUACCAGAAUAAUUUAAGGAAUAUUGCAUUCUUUUUUGCAUUUUUCAUGGGCUAAAGAUGAAAUAAAUCAUCCGUAGUAACACCAAAGAAAAUUUCUCAUGAAAGUCAGAGAAAAUGAAUGUCAAAUUUCACCAGAAUUGUGAGGGGGGCACAGGUAAACUUCUGAAAAUUUCAUGUGUAAGAUGUAACUUUGUGAAAUUUGACACUCAUUUUCUCGGGCUCCCAUAAGAAAUUUGUUUUGGUGUUACUACAGAUAACUUAUUACAUCUUUAGCCCUUAAAAAAUGUAAAAAUGAAUGCAAUAUGCUUUAAAUUAUUCUGGUACAAGAUUUUUGUCCACUGCAAAUACUUAAUGUCCCGGUGGAUUCCGUCUUAAUACUUUACAUGGGACGAAACGAUGUGCGUUAAAGUGAAGGGUAAUUAUUGUUGACUAUGCAGGCCGAUGCAUGCCUAAAAUUUCUAAAGACGAGGAAUUACAAAACGAGUCGAAUCCAGUGUGGUGAUCAAACUUAAAAAAAUGUAGCCGAUAGCUGCCAGUUUACAAGCAGGAAAAGUUUUUUUUCGUUUUUAGGGAAAGUUAACAAUCGUGAUCCAACAAGCAGUAGAGUUGCAUUGAAUGUUCUGCAUAUUGAACAACUGAAUUUUUUUGUUACAUAACCCAUUUACAUAAUGAACAAACUAAAAGUAAGCAUCAUUCGAUGGUGAAUAAAGCACAAUUCAUAUAUAGAGCAAAGGAAAGAAAUAUAAAGGAAAGAAAUCAGACUUAAGGAGCAGAAUGGGUACUUCAAAGUUGAGCGGAAUUAACAAUCGACAGUACCACAAGUCGCAUCCUAGAUGUGUAAAUUAAACUAUCCAAAGACGGUGCACGCGUCAUCUCCUUCAUAGCUUGAGUUCUCACGAAAUACAAAAAAAACGUCGAAGGUAAUUGUUGAGGUCCCCACGCUUUUGCUUUGAGCUCGAUCAGCCACAGAUUUCAGUCUUGGAAAAUUAAGUCAAUCAGGAGCAGACGAAAAUCGGAUUUUUACACAAGCAGAAAUAAUUAAAAUAUUAGACAAUUCCAAGCCUAAGCGUGUCCAUAUCCCUUGGCAUUUUGUCGGCCAUUUGUCUUUUGUCUUUUUUUUUUUUCAGAACGCUGCAAAUGCCUCACGGUGGGGAGCAGAUCCAUUUAAAGGCCAACGUGGUAGCUAAUAAAAUUGUCAAAAAAAAUGCCCUCCGAGGAAAGACUCGCUUACCAGAGAAAACAAAAUUUUAUUGGUUGUGAAUCUACAUAUUGUCGACGGAAAAAAAAACUGAAAAACAAGCUUAAACAAAAGCCGACGACUAAAGUGAACUGGCUAUAAAUAUAUUUAGUAAAAAACUCAACACUCAUUUUAUAAAAUCCUGAAAAAUAAAAGAGCGCUCAUCCACCAUUUGAUUGGUCGAGGAGACUCGACCAAUAUCUAGACUUUCAUCACAAAUCAAACAUCUCGAAGUUCGUUUUAACACUCCACCAAGAAGGCAUGGGGGAUAUAGUGCAGGCUUGACUGAGGUCUCCUUUCACAGUGAAUGACUUGGCAUAAGCAGAAGUGUGACUCAGAACUUCUGAAAACAGAUUUAUAGCUGGAAAAUGUUCGAGGUCAAAGCCAAUGUGCAGGAUUGUGCAAUGCUUACGAUAGCUAUUUAUCACAGGAAAGGAGACAUGUAUGAAGCAUUUACUGUUUUAGCCAUUCAGAAAAGGCAAUUUAAUUUGCCUUUAGACAGAGAUGACAAAUGCUACAAAGUAACUAUUGAUAAACGGGUCUAAAGUACAUCACGUAGAAAUGCCCCACCGGGCCGAUUGCGUCACUUUUGACUUGCCGCAAAGACAAACUAUUUAUGAAGGCCUCUCCGAGCAUUCGUCGCUGUCAAAGGACAGAAAUUUGAAUAAGUGAAGCAAUGUUACGUCAAAGCUAAGAUUUUAAGUUAAAUAUAUUAUCAACAAGCUGUCAAUUCACUGAAACUUUUUGCUACCAGAAAGGUACUUAUUAGUGUUUAAUAACUGAAUUUGGUGAUACUGUGGGCGCCAAAGUAUAUUCUUGCUUAACCUAGCAUUCGGACUCUGGAAGAAUCGUUGGUACCGCUGAUUUUGUCGUUGUCGUUGUUUUUAUUUUUGUAGUUGUCUUUGUUUAAUAUGUAAGUAUAUAACUAUUCCGACCUUAAAUUCUCUUGUAGGAUCUCCGUUUUGGUGUUUAUUAGAUAUUGUUCCAAUCAAGAACGAAAAGGGGAACGUUGUGCUGUUUCUUGCUUCACACAAAGACGUCACAAAAAGAAAAAUCAGUGGAGAGGUUCCUGAACAGGAUGUGGGUAUGCUAUCUAUAAAAUUGCAAUAAAUAUCUUUAAUUUGUUUAUUUCUUUCCUUUGGCCAGGCGUGACUCAGGAUUCUUAAUAAAACUUCGGCGGAUUCUUUAGAACAAAUAAGACGCGAAAUUCGAAAACAGGGCUACUUUAUGAUAUCAAAACGUUGGCGCCUAUUGGGAUAGUUGUGCGUCUACCGCCGACCUCAAGCACCUUACUUAAAUUCUUCCUUAAAGAAACACCCCAGGGUGGGGUAGUUGCAUUAAACUUAACUUUAAACAUUACUUCUGUCAAUUGACGUUAAAAUAGGGUAUCAUUGUCAUAAGUAAGCUCUUUCAUAUUUUUACGCUAUGCAAGAAUCUCCGGAUCAAUUUAGGUUUCUCGGAGUCUGCCGACCUACCCCUCCCCUAAGCCAACUUUAACACUUACUUCUCACUUAGGGUAAAAGUUGGCUUAGGGGAGGGGUAGGUGGGAAGCUUCCCAAAGUUGGCAUGGGUUUCUGUUGUCCGUACUAAGGCUACGUUAACACGGCAUCGGACGAAUUUUCUACCGGUUGAAAAUUCGUGCGUUCCCGUGUUAUGUUCAAACGGAAUCACCUUAACCGUACGAAAAUUUAUACGCUUAGCCGUUCAACGUUCCGUGUGAACAGAGCGAAAUAUUUGAAGGUCCCGUGUGAACGACGUGUCCGGUCAAAUAUCUUGUAGCCGGUCGAAAAUUCGUCAGAUGUAGUGUGAACGGAGGCCAGGUGUUUUAAGGUGAUGUUACACGAGACGAUUCGCAACGACGGUUUUUAGCGCAACACGGCCUUGCAACAUUGUUGCGACAUUGUUUCGAAUGAUUACACAUUGUUCCAACAUUGCAAGGCUGUGUUGCGCUUAAAUUGUCGUUGCUAAUCGUCCCGUGUAGCAUCACCUUUAAGAACUACUUUUUUAAAUAGAAAUUAACCUUGACUACAAUUUUAUAACCAUAAGCACCACAAACUAAUGAUCAUUAUAAUUUAAAAAUUGAAUCAUUGGAUAAUGUAAUUCUAGGGUUCUGAUUGGCUUAGCUCUCCAAAUAUGGUAAACUGUACGCGUCUGCUCAAAAUUAAAAACAACCUGAAAAUUCGUUUGUUUUUGUAAAUAAAGUCGGGAAGAAUUCUCCAUAUUUUGUAGGCGCUUUUAAUAAAACAGUUAUUGACCACUCGCGCUUCACCCUUGCUGGAUAUGAGAUGAUUAUAUAGCCAACUUGGUGCUACGCGCCUCGUUGGCCCACUACCAUCUCAUAUCCAACGCGCACUCGUGGAAUAAUUGCUAUUUUUUUUCUUGUUUUUUCUAACAGCCUCAGUGGGUGAAAAACAAAAGCUGAGCCGGUCUCGCUCCAGGAAAUUCAGCCGCGAUGUUCUCCUUCAUUUAUCCAGACAAUACCAACAGAGCACGACUCCUACAAAUAAGACCAACCCACGAAGACCAAUUAAACGAGCCAGGGUAAGUAAAAAAAAGCUAAACGGAACUCGUAGAUACUUUAAUUAAAAAAUAGAGACUGAGUCAUGUGAUGAAAUAACGGUCUUGUGUGAAAUUGGAAUUGAAACGAACUAAUUUAAUGUAGUAGUGGUAGUAGUAGUAGUGGUUGUAUUACUAAUAUAAACGAAAUUAAUUGUAAACAGGUUUUAGUAUUUGGUUUUGAUAGCAAUAAAAGGCUAUUAUUAUAAAUAAGAAAAAUUAUCACCAUGAAAAUUGUUACUUUGGAUAAAACUGGUGUAAGCUCUAUUUUUCUUCUACUUUCCUUUGUUAUGAGAGUUGUUCUGAAUUUCUCAAUAAAAUAUAAGCUAAUAACCCACAGAAUGGCAUAUCAAAGGAUUUAGAGUGUUUGAAUAUUAAUUUGUCUAUUCUUAUUUUUAGUCCUUCUCUUUUAAUGCUGAACGGCUUCCGCAAUACAAGCGAGAGUCGGACAAAAAAUCCAAGUUUCUCUUCCUUCACUACAGCAACACCAAAGGAUUCUGGGAUUGGUGGAUUCUCAUCUUAACGACAUACAUUGCAGUCAUGGUCCCUUAUAAUGUGGCCUUCAGGAGAAACGACCGAAAAAGGGACCUUAUUAUCUUCGAUAUGGUCAUUGAGUUGUUUUUUAUCAUGGAUAUUGUGGUGCAUUUUAGAACUUCUUUUGUGGAUACAAGUGGAAGGAUUAUUUAUGAUCAAAGAAAGAUAGCGAUUCAUUAUCUCAAGGGAUGGUUCAUUUUGGACUUUUUGGCCGCCUUACCUUUUGAAGCUUUGUAUUUUCUCAAUCAAUCUUGGGUAGGUGUAGGGCAGUGUACGUUACGUUUAGACUACUGGUAGUCAAGAACAUUAAAUGUUAAACCACCUUAAAAAAUUGGAAAGAAUAAAAAUCCUCCCCAUAUUAAUGAAAUUGUAUCCAAUUAUAAUUGUCAUUAUAACUAAUAUUAUUUGCUUUAAGACCGGCAGAUUUAAAAUAACUUAAAUUGAUAUUCAAAAUAAAAUUGUCCUCAACUCAGCGCUACGGUAAUGACUGUAAUUCCUAAAUUCGUAGCUUUUGUAACGUGUUUGACGAAUCGCUGUUUGACGUGCCUUUUAUUUUAAAAAAUGGCUACCUGUUUAUCAAACGCGUCAUACUUUCGGUUCUUUGUAAAUCGUUUAAUUAUUCAACCGGGUUGACCUUCAUUUUCAGGCCUAGGUAACAAAAAAAAAUAGCUAAAUGAAGGAAUUACCUUGUUAAAUUCGUAACCUACAGACCUUUUGCUAGGAAAACCAUCUUACUCUAUUAGAAAUAAAGAUUUCCCUGUUAAAUGAUUAGUUCCUAAUAGCUUUCUCCGUUUUUUAUGUUAUCCAGGCAAACUCAACAUUUGAUAGAAAAGGCUCUUCAUUUAACGAGGUACUUUAAUUAUAUGUAAUUAGCUGUAUAUGCUUUAAACUGAAUAAGUUUGAACCCUUUUCCUCUAAAGAACGGUUACUCAUAUUAUAAACUGAAAAGAAUACCAAGCUCAAGCUAGAUCUGAAUUCUUAUACAGUCCCAAACGCUGCUCGUUAGAGCUUUACUUGGAGAUUUACGAGGUUUUGUUUGACUCGUGUUUCUAGUCACACGCGGGAGUUCAUCCGCGUGACAGGCAAAAUAUACAUUUCCUCUACUGUCUCCUUAACUAAUACUGAGAGUGUGCAGGGUAAACUAUACUGGGAUUUGUUCUUCAAAUGCAAUUAUCCCCCUCACACUCCUUGCUGAUAACAAUAAAAUUGCUGAUUUCUUCUUAACCUUGAAUUUUCACAAAAGAAACAAGUUAGUGACGAUAAAUUACGAAUCUUCCAUCUAACGCUUGGCUAACUAGCUUUAAAGCUAAUUUUCUCUCAGUGAAUACCACAGUAAAAAAAAAACAAAGCAAACAAUGAAUUCCUACAUGACAGCUUGAUCACAUCAGUAUGUAGCCUUAAUGACCGCUUUUAAUCCUUGGAAUAAGAAUUUGUUUUAAUUUAUCUGGGGAUUCACAAUUGUUCUAUGUGCAACUAAAGGCAAUACCUUUACUUAAUUUAGGGUAUGAAAAUGUAUUGUGGGAAACUUUAAAGUGGCAAUGGUCCGCUGUACUAACUUAAAACGUCAUUUCUUGUAAGCAGAUGUUUGUCAACGCCAAAAAAUAAAGCAAAGAAUCUCUUUGAAAAAUGACUGACCUUAAAUCGUUUAGCUCCUGAAAUUUGCUUUAUUUCUUUCUUCUCUCUAACCACAACUUUCUAACUUGAUUCCAUUGUAGGGAUUUCUCAUUCAGCUUCUCAAGUGUGGACGGCUACUUCGUCUGUUUCGUGUGGUCCGGAAACUUCAACGUUACACAGAAUACAGUGCAAUAUUACUCACAUUAUUAAUGAUAGCGUUUGCUAUGGUAGCUCACUGGCUGGCCUGUAUCUGGUAUGUGAUUGGUUUAUCCGAAAUCAGUGACAAGUCAACAGUAAGUUGGCUUUAUGCACUUGGCGAAGCAAUCAACAAACCAUACGGUAACUUUACACUGGGGUCUGGACCCGACGAGGGAUCAUCUUACGUCACUGCCUUGUAUUUUACGCUGACCAGUAUGACCACCGUCGGAUUUGGCAAUGUUGCAGCAAACACAAAUAGUGAGAAGGUGUUUGCUGUGGUGACUAUGCUGAUAGGAGGUUUGUUAUCCUCUAGUGUAUCUGUACUCCAUUUGUGCGACUUUAUUGAAUGGUUCAAGUCAGUUUUGAACAUGCUCCUUGUCUUAACAACCUGUCUGAAUUCCUAGUUUAAUCCAUGGAAAGGGGAUUAAUUUCGUAAGAGCGAAGGCUUUUUCUCAGGUUUUAUCAGAUCAGCUUAGGUUUCUGGGAAACUGCUCACCUACCCCUCCCCUAACCCAACAUUUUGCCCUCAGUGAGAAGUAAGUGUUAAUGAUGACUUAGGGGAGGGGUAGGUGGGCAGUUUCCCAGAAACCUAAAUUCCGUUUUAUGAAGUGUAUAAAAAGUAUCCAUCACAAGUAUAUCUCAGCACAAAACCGUCAUGCUGAAGAGCAAGGAACGCACUGGGAGAAGACAAACAAAGGCAAUUACUAAUUUCAAAUUGUGUCCCUGUGCUUCCUUGCUAUCAAGCAUGACGGUUGUGUACCACGUAAAUGGACAAGCUACACAGGGCCUAUUGUCUAAAUUUACACUAUGAACUAGUUCUCUUGUAUAUUUCUCAGAAAACGUUAUAGAAACACCAAAUAACCUUUUUCUUUUACCUUUAUGUAGCCCUAAUGCACGCUGCCAUAUUUGGAAAUGUCGCCGCCAUUAUUCAGAAGCUUUAUGCCAAUCGAGUUCGGUACCAUUCCCGCGCGAACGAAAUCAAACAGUUCAUACGGGUACACAGGAUCGAGCAGGAUUUAGCCAAUAGACUUGAAGAUUACUUUCACACCACGUGGUCACUGUCCGGGGGCGUUGAUACCAGUGAGGUAAGAAAAAAGUCAAACGUGAAAAACAUAAAAGAAAGGAUUCGUCUUGGUUCAGUUAUUGACUCAAGAGUUUUUCGAGAUAACAAUUUCUAUUUGACCCAAAGAAUUAACACGUACAUAUUUUUUUCUUAUUCAGAAAUUUCAGAUCUACUCAUACAUGGCGUUUGACGAUUAAGUCUCCCCCAUAUAAAUGUUGUGGUUCAAUUUUAUUCGGGAGUUAUUUUUGUUUUGUUUUAAACUCGUAAUUGUAUAUUAGCCAUACCUCAUUGCUUGAGACAGAAGAAAAUAAAAUAAAACCAGGGAUAAAAUAGAAAUUCAACAAUGUGUCUUCAAGUCCUUCGGUCACCUCCGUCAUACGGUAUACCCUCUAGCUCCCUCUGGCCCCGGUUGUUCAAACGUCGGAUAGCGCUAUCCACCGGAUAAAUCACUAUCCAGCGGAUAGCGUAAUUGAUUUCCGUAAUACUUAUCCGCUGGAUAGUGAUUUAUCCGGUGGAUAGCGCUAUCCGACGUUUGAACAACCGGGGCCUGGUGUUUUUCGGCCUUGUAAACUAUUACUAGGGACCUGACGGAACUACGACGGUGAAGGCAACGGCAACACCAAAAAGUGAUAGGUUUAGUUAGCAAAACAACAACUCUGUACGUGGAUCACGCUUUUUGUACAUUUCUUUGCCGUCCUUUCUUAGGGCGUUGUAGUUCGUUUCGUUCCUAGUUGGAUAUAAGUUGGGAAAAUUACUCAUAACUGUUAGCUGUGAUGUUUUGGGCGAUCCUACACAACUACGACGAGAAGUGACCAAAAUUUAAGUUUUUUGAGGACGGGAACGGCCAGGCGAUAAAUUCUACCAUCUCUGUCUGAACUCGGGCUCCGCCCCCUCUACCAGUUCCAACAUAAAUCCCCUUCUUUUAAGUGAAAGGGCGACCUGAGAAAGUCGCGAAUUGGUUUAAAAGGAUGUGGAGUCUAUUUUUUCAGUGACGUUUUCAUUUCACGUCGCCGUUGUCGGAUCGUAAGGUCUCUACUGUGGGAGAGGCGGUGGUUAAUACCUUGUAGUCCGUAUCAAGGGUUCCGGGUUGAGCCCCUGUCUGAACUUUUUGGAGUAGCCCAAGGUGAGGUAAACUGUUGUUACCAAACUAGUAUAGGAUUAGUUAGUUAGAUAAAGGAAUCCCACCAUUUAGUUCAGUAAGGCAAUUCUAAUACGUUAAUAUGCCAGACGCCAUUGCCAAAAUUAACUAAGCCAUAAGUUCGCUUCUGAUUUUUCCACGAAGAUUCUCACAACAUUUCCUGAUGAACUCCAGUCUGACGUGUGUAUGCAUCUGUACAAAGGACUUCUUGAGCUCAGCUCCUUCUCCCAGGCCCCCCGCGGUUGCCUUAGAAUGCUCUCGCUUCAGGUGCGCACAGUCUAUAUUGGACCAGGGGAAGUAUUGCUGGCUCAAAAUGACGUCAUCAAUGCAAUAUACUAUAUUGCAAAUGGCUCGAUGGAGGUUCUCCAAGGAGAGUCAGUGGCUGCUAUACUUGGUAAGAGUAUUGUAAUUCUAUUACAGUUUUUGCGUUAGUUUUAGUUGUUCUAAGAGUGAAAACGUAACACAGUUGUGAGGCACAGAGGUCAGUUGUUGGCUAUUCACUAUAAUAAAUCAAGAUUGAGCUAAAUGAUGUGAGAAAAGUACUUUUUUACUGAAGCUCUAAGACUCUGAAACGAACUACCAAAACAAAUCGCAUGCUCAAAUUCCAUUAAGAUGUUUAUGAGAUGCUUAUUUCUUAUCAUAUUGUGAUGUCGAGGUGGCCUCCCCUACAAGCCUGGUAGUUUCUUGAGGUCUUCUCGCCCAACAACAUGCUGUAUUCUGUAAAAUUCGUUUUAAAAAUGGAUAUGAUGAUGAAACUGAGGACUCGUUUAUUUAAAUUUGCUGCUAUAAAGCUUAAUUGCGUUGUUGCAAUUGGGAGAAUAAUUCUCUCAUUACUGUUUUUGUUUUGUUGUUGUUUUUUUUUUUCAUGUCAUUGUGUUUUAAACGUAGCUUUGUGGAGCAUACAGUCUAAUUAAUUUAUUUAGUAGCAAGUACCAAUGAAAAGGCGCAGAGUUUUUGAGGCACGCGACUCAUGUACAUCUCAUUCUCGCAUUGCUCGCUUGCUAAGAGAGUUCAGGCCACCGGGAAAGCGACAGCCGACUCGUUAAGCGUGCACCUUAACCUGGAUUCUGCUAUUCUUUAUUGAUACAAACCUUGAAUGGGACACAUGAUUACAUCUCUGUGCAUUGGUAUGGACCUAGCUGGAGAGAGGAACGUGGCCAAGUGGAACACUUAAAACACACUAACGAGUAGACGGCAUUGACCUCGUAGUAAAGACCGCUGUUCAAUUUCUUUUGUAACGAAACGUUCAAAAGUUCCAUGUUCUCUUCUGCCCAAAAGGGCAAUAUCAUUUAACUGUUUGUUGGGGAAUUUGUAAAAUUAUAUACUGGUAAUAUAUAGAUUUAGCCUAAAGGCGAAGCUCCCGUUAAUAAAUUUAUAAUUUACUUUACACAAUAAACUUGCAACAAUUAAUUGCAAAGAGUUGAGCCUGCGAUCAGUCAGCGGACAACUUAAAAAAACGUAACCUGGAUGUGUCGACAUCUGAGCCCGCGAUACGGUCAUGUGAUACUGGUUAGCAGAUACCCCUUUUUGACAGCUGUCAAUUGACCACAACAUGGAUGUGCAAUAUCAGGUUGUCGGCCGGUUACAGGGUCCCAAAAUUGCUAGAAAGUGUGAAAUUUUACAUUGGUUAGCCUGUGGUGCAGAUGGACGGCCGGUCAGGCGGACGUGCGGUCACGUGACUACCAAAAUUUCUUGAAUGGAUAGAUAACCAAAUUUUCUUAGCUAUGGGGCUGCUCGAAGCGCGCGUGUGUAGUCCACUGUCUACUUGUACACUUGUCUAGUUACUUUUUGGAAAGAGUUUUGUUGGGAACGCUAAAAAUUCAGUCUGAGGGAUUUGAUCAUUUUUUUUGCUUUAUAGGAAAAGGAGACCUUUUUGGUGAGGACAUAUCACGCAAGAUACCUGCUCGAAGAUCUAAUGGUGACGUCAGAGCUCUUACGUACUGUGACGUUUACUUUAUAACACGUGAACGAAUGCAGAAUGUUUUGCACUUUUACCAGGAUUUCGCGUUCAAGUUUUCCGAGAGCCUUGAGCUAACCUACGAUCUGGGAGCGAGCGAGGUAAUGUAUCUAUCAUUUUACUAUUUCGGAGCAAAAACACGUUUCGUAGAGUAACAAAACUGUUAAUCGUCAAAUAGGUAUUCCAAGUAUAAUAUACGCUGUAGAGUGUUAUUAGCUUGAGAGCUGAGGUAAUAUUAUUUCCUCUGGAGUUAUACACCGACCAAAGGAGGAAAGUACUGAAUACCCAUUUCAAAUUAUUCAACAGUCUUGACAAAGUUAGAGAUGGAUUAAGGUGGGUAGUAACCGACCGGAGAAAGGAAAAGUACAUAUUUACCACGUUCAAGAGUUUGGAGGAGAAUAUUGUCAAUCCUCUUCUAAACCCCCGAGGGGCUUAUUUAUUUCAAACACAUUUGAGGGGAGGGGGGGCUUAAUAGAUAGAGACGAAGGGCUUAAUUGAGAGUGCCGCCUUACUUAAUUUAGCAAAGACGAUGGUAUCAGUUAUCCAUUAAAAAAAACGAGAAUACAAAGUGGAAAAGCUCAAGUACAAGAAGUUAGAGGUCCUGCAGCCGAGGAUCAAAAACAAUACGAACCUCCAGUUGGAGAAUAAACCAUCCUCGAUCAGUCCACAUGAAGUUUUACAGUCGUGAUUGAUUGAUACAGUCUAUCAUUUAUCAGUGAACAAUAAUAAGGGGGAGGGGAGGGGGGCUUAAAAGAGAGGGGGCUUAUUAACUUUCUUUCCCUGGAAAGAGGUGGGGAGUUAUUAGAGGGAAGGGGAUUAUUUGAGACGGGAGCUAAAAGGGGAUUUACGGUAAUUGGUUCCGUCAAUCGCAAGGGGCUCUUCAUACAAUGGUAUGCAUUAAGACCCUGUCCACACCACACUGGAUGUACUUGAAAACACAAUUUUAUUUAUCCAGCCUAGAGUGGACGGGACCUUAUUAAUUCAUUAUGAAACACGAUUUUAAAAAAAUACUCUGGGCUUAAUAUGGGAAGUAGCCCUUACAGUCAGUCAAUUUAUUUAAUCAAGCUACGUUUUAUCCAGCGUAGUGUGGACAUGGGAUAAAAUUGAUAUGACAUAAAAUACAUUAGUGAAUAUGCCAUUGACACAUUUCGUUUAAAAAUGUUGACUUUGUGGUGUUUCUGGGAUAAUAAAUCUGAUUUUGAUAGUAAGUGGUAUUACAUCUUGAAAAAAAUCUCUUUUGAUAUUUUAACAGAUGAUUCAUUUCUGAUUGAGUACAUAAAAUGUGAAAGCUAAAGAAUUUACAGAAAAAAGAGAGGCUACAUUGCGUCAUGGCUUAUUACAGUACUAACAGUGGUAAAUCAUUUUGUUUUGCCAAUUUUCCUAGCGGGACAUCUGGCGAAGGGGAGGCCUGGAUUCCAUCUCAGAAGAUGAAGAGGAGGAAGAGGACGAAACAGAGUCAAUCUCAGCUGAUGGUGGCCUUAAUCACGUCAGUUAUACUCUUCAAUCAAAUCACUGCUACGGGAACUCGGGACGAUUAAAUAGGAGACCUGGGCAAAUCUUUGACAUGUACAAAAAACCGAACCAUUUUAAAUCCUCGGAAUUAUGGCGCGGAUUUAAGAAAAACAACGUUUCGAAGGGCAAGUCUCGUGCAAAUCAUGUAGAUCAACAACUUUUAUCUAAAUUGCCAUCAGAGGAAGACAGCGAUGAAAACAUUUCAAUGCCCCAGUCUCCAAGAUCACUAAAUCGUCAGUUUUCAAUUGACAUCAACGCCGAUGUUAAGGAUAGUGGUCAAGCCUUCUCACCGGAGGAGAAAUCUUCAAGUGAACCACUUUCCAACCCAAGCUUAGAGUGGGAUCAAGAAAAUUUUGCCUUGAAUACUAACAAUAACUUACUGGGAAAUGAAAAUAAUUUAGAAAGUUUUGAAAUGACAAGCAGAGAAACUGGAAUGAGUGUUUUUGGAGAGAUCGCUGAGGACAAAGAAUACCAUGAGGAAGAUACACUUCUCGCAGAUCAUAAUUCUUUUGGGAACGUGUCCAGUGAUAACUACUCGCUGGCAAGUAAUAAGCCAGCACAGGAAAAGAAAUUAAGCAAAGAUAAAUCAAAACAUCUAUACUUAGCUUAUGAUCUUGAAGAUGAGGAUAAAAAGCUACCCUACUCGCAAGGAAAUCUUGAAAAUAUUCCUGAGCAAGACAAAACAGAGAAUUUUUCAGGAAUUAACAACGAUGAACAUACGCCUAGUCAUUUCAAAGAAGAGUAUGAUGAUACUCCGAGGCGCUCAUGUGAAAAUAAUGAGAGAAUAGGCUACACUGAUUUCGACUCUAUGUGUAAUACACGAAGGAGUUCGCCCUUUAUCUCUUCACCAGUCCUCAGUGGAUCAAACAGAAGCCCCGUUCAUAGCAUUCUAGUGUCACCUAUACAAAGCACCCGUGGAAGUAUUAAACGUGGGUUUUCGGAGCUCCCAUUCAGAAACAGCCUAACUGAUAGCUUAGGACAAAGCAGACCUACUAGUCCAAGAGACAGUUCCAAAAAAAUCUCUCCCGGUGCUUCUUCAAAGGACCCGAGGGAUAACCGAGAAAACUCCGGCGAAAGCACAAAAGUCUCCGAAGGUUUUCUUCAUCAAGAAAUACCUAAAAGUCCACGAAAUGUAUUUUCGGGCACAUUUUCCAAGUUUGGGACACCAUGUAGGCCAGUAGGGAGUCUUAAGGAAGGCCAUAAUUCCCGCAGGGGACUCGCACGAAAAGGCCCAUUGAGGCGCACUAUGACGGAAUUUAACUCCCCAUCUGGAUCUAACAGCUCAUUAAACGAGAAACCACUUUCAUCCCCCAGGAGGAGAAAAGUUUCAGCGGUGAUGCAGCCACCCACUAUAUUUGCACCGCUGGUAACUAACGUCAAUAGUCCUUAUAAGGAUUUUGUUCCACCAGUGCGUGAAUCCGCGAUUACUUGUGAUUGUGAAUCAGCGGAACAAGAACCAGGAUUGAAUUGCAGAAAUUGCUUAGAAAAGGCGACGAAGGAGGAAGACUCUGAUCAUACUGAAGAUAAUUCCGAGGAUCAAACUUAUGAUUUCUACAACAACAUGGAGAAUAUUAUUGCUGACUAUCAGGGACAAAGUUCAAGUAAUAAGUGCGGUGAUUAUCGUUUUGAAGACAACGAUGGCGACUCCGACUCUCUAAUGACCCAAACUUCAGAACAUUCAUUUACACGGCAAGAGCUGAAGAGUGACCCGUCCCAGAAGAUUGACGAUUUGUCCACUGAGUAUGGUUCUAUUAAAGACCUGGGCGACCAUUUUGAACAGCCUUUUCCGUCUUAUUCAAGUCUUCAGCGGCGACCCAGCAUAUCUGGAGCGUAUUCAACGCAUUGCAUUGACGAGAAGGAAGAAAUACCAGAGGGUGAUGACUUGGGAGAAUUUUUCCGCCCAAUGAGAACAAGUUUCUCGGAGCCGCACUUAAGCCUGAGACUUCCAAUGUUACCUGGCAACAAUGGGAGAGCAGAACUUGGAACGUCACAUGACGAACACGUGAACAGUCUACUUAGUGACGACACAGCUACCCGGAACCUCGAGGAAAUUUUCAAGGACGUUUAUAGCACAAAAGAGGCUAUUGAAACGCUGGAGACGAUUUUAAAAUCACCUGAGCCAGACAUUGUUGCUGAUCUAUCCGAUACCAAGCAUACAGUUCAGAAACUAGAUGAACAGGUUUUAAACCUGAAUAGAGAAGUAGCGUCAUUGAGUAGUGACGUCAAGACCGUGUUGGAAUUGUUAAAAGGACUUAAAAAUGGACAC
Messenger RNA from Porites evermanni, 25259 nucleotides. NCBI's taxonomy places the organism in Eukaryota, Metazoa, Cnidaria, Anthozoa, Scleractinia, Poritidae. The record is from the annotation of a GenBank genome assembly.